AAAACAGGUGGAUUCAUGUUUUGUGUGUUGGUGUUUGGUCUAGCCCGGCAGUGUCAGCUGAUUAUUGGUGAGUCUUCCAUUCACAUUCAAGUAGUAUUCAGCAUGUUGACUAAAACGAUCGAUCGGGCGGUUUUAGGACUCUAUAGUUUCGCAAAUGGAAAGCUCAAUGGUUGCGACCGAAUAUUGACACCCACGCUGAGAGCAUACUCGCAUAAAGCCAAAAGACCAUAUGACAUUGUGGUGGUUGGUGGGGGAAUCGUCGGAACUGCCUCCGCCCGUGAGAUCUUACUCCGGCAUCCGUCCCUCAGAGUAGCUAUUGUCGAGAAAGAGCCCAAACUAGCGUUCCAUCAAAGCGGACAUAACAGCGGUGUCAUUCACGCUGGAAUCUACUAUAAGCCAGGUUCGCUGAAGGCGAGAUUGUGUGUUGAGGGUCUUCAUCUGAGCUAUAAAUAUUUCGAUGAAAAGAACGUUCCAUACAAGAAAGUGGGGAAACUUAUUGUUGCCACGAACGAUGUUGAGGUGAAACGAUUGGAUGAAUUAUACCAGCGAGCUAUCGCCAAUAAAGUGCCUGACGUGGAGAUUGUCGACUCGGAACGCAUCAAAGAGCUUGAACCAUACUGCCAGGGCUUGAAGGCUAUCUGGUCUCCACACACCGGAAUUGUUGACUGGGGCCGAGUGACACAGUACUACGCGAAGGAUUUCAAAAAUGCCGGAGGUGACGUUUAUCUCAACUUCGAAGUGUCUAAAUUCGAAGAAUCCACCGAUCCGGAGUAUCCCAUCGUCGUCAAGUGCAAGAAGAAUGAAACCAUUCAAUCGAAAUAUAUUUUGACUUGCGGCGGAUUACAAUCGGACAAAGUUGCCGAGCUGACGGGAUGUUCUCCGCUGCCAAAAAUUGUGCCGUUCCGGGGAGAGUACUUAUUGCUGAAUCCAGAUAAAUGUCAUAUGGUGAAGGGAAAUAUCUAUCCGGUUCCAGACCCGCGGUUUCCAUUCCUCGGGGUCCAUUUUACACCUCGCAUGGACGGAAGCGUUUGGUUGGGUCCGAACGCUGUGCUGGCAUUUAAAAGGGAAGGCUACAAGUGGAGCGAUUUUAAUGCGCGCGAGUUGGUAGAUGCUUUGAAGUUUCCAGGUCUGAUUAAAAUGAGUCUGAAAUUCUGGAGUGCUGGUCUGUAUGAAAUAGCCAAAUCUGCUCUGAUUCCGUUACAAGUGCGCGAGCUGCAGAAGUUCAUUCCCGAUGUUCAAGAGUACGACGUUCAACGUGGUCCCGCUGGUGUGCGAGCACAAGCCCUGGAUUCAUAUGGAAAUCUAGUCGAUGACUUUGUUUUUGAUCACGGCAAGGGAGAUACCGCCUUGGCCAGAAAUAUUUUGCACUGCCGGAACGCACCCUCACCGGGGGCGACUAGUUCGUUGGCUAUCGCCAAAAUGAUAGCCGAUAAGAUCGAAUCCCAGUUCAGCAUUAAAUAAAGUGAGUUGUAAGAUAGAUUGUAUAACAUGAUUGUUUUGUUUUUCGAAUAAAGCUAUGGUUAACAUA
Messenger RNA from Toxorhynchites rutilus septentrionalis, 1528 nucleotides. It is a transcript of the gene L2HGDH, whose product is annotated as L-2-hydroxyglutarate dehydrogenase, mitochondrial. Gene Ontology annotation, molecular function: (S)-2-hydroxy-acid oxidase activity; (S)-2-hydroxyglutarate dehydrogenase activity. The transcript is spliced from 5 exons. The record is from RefSeq and is a predicted model, not a curated record. The coding region runs from base 16 to 1461 and encodes 481 amino acids. Lineage: Eukaryota; Metazoa; Arthropoda; Insecta; Diptera; Culicidae.